Molecule: messenger RNA, 2742 nt
Organism: Sinocyclocheilus rhinocerous
Lineage: Eukaryota; Metazoa; Chordata; Actinopteri; Cypriniformes; Cyprinidae
Gene: slc43a1b
Product: solute carrier family 43 member 1b
Exons: 14
Coding region: 267-1976 (569 amino acids)
Biological process (GO): neutral amino acid transport; transmembrane transport
Molecular function (GO): L-amino acid transmembrane transporter activity; neutral L-amino acid transmembrane transporter activity
Source: RefSeq, a predicted model, not a curated record
UUGAGUUUGGUUUGGAAAGGUGGGGAGGAGGGUCAGUGCCGAGAGCCAUUUAUAGACAAAACGAGCAGGGAGAGAGAAAGAACAUACAAAACUUGACAAUAUCCUUUUUAGUUUUUACAAACGUGCAAGUACAACCUGGAGUGCACGAACAGAAAAACGCAAAAUUAUAGCACCACUUAGCCCUACUCUCUGGAAAGGAUAAGUAACACUGAGGAAAACCAGACACAUGCCAUUGCUAUAAAUAGCAGUACAUAAGAUAGUGUGCAAUGGCUCCAUCGCUCUCGCAGGCCUACAGGAGGCGCUGGUGGAUGGCUGUCACAUCAAUCAUAGAAAACCUGCUCUUCUCUGCUGUAUUGUUGGGUUGGGGCUCCCUUCUUAUCAUGCUGAAGAACGAGGGCUUCUACUCGCACCUGUGUACAGAGAAUGUCACAGAGACUCACAGUAAUGUGAGUUUGACGGAACAGACGAUUUGGCUGAGCUGUAUUGAGCAGGAAGAGAUUCUGAAUCUGGGCUUUACGAUUGGCUCGUUCAUCAUCAGCGCAGCCACUCUGCCACUGGGUGUCCUGAUGGACAAGUUUGGACCACGUCCAAUCAGAUUGUUUGGCAGUUCUUGUUUUGCAUUAUCCAUGGCUUUGAUUGCAGUAGCAUCUUAUGAUCCAAAAGUGUUAUCAGCUAUCAUAUUUAUUGCUGUGUCCAUGAAUGGGUUCGGAGGAAUCUGUCUAACCUUCACUUCACUAACAUUGCCAAAUAUGUUUGGAAAUGUGCGGUCUACGAUUCUUUCGCUCAUGAUUGGCUCGUACGCCUCCUCUGCUGUCACCUUUCCAGGAGUCAAGCUGAUCUAUGAUGUGGGCGUCUCUUUUUCUGUUAUAUUCUGGGUAUGGGCAGGAUUUGCCUGCCUCGUCUUCCUCAACUGCUUUAUUAACUGGCCGGGAGAAUCUUUUCCUGGCCCUGAGGACAUCAGAUACAUUACAAUGGUGAAGUUGAGAAGUGAAGUAGUGGACCAAAAGAUGACUGAAGAAAGUUCUUUCACUCAGGAGACUCCUAAAGAGCCAGAUGUGACCAAACAACAACCUUCCACUGAUGAAGCUCCCAGCGAUGGAACAGCUGCUCAGAGCCAGGCAGGAUCUCCCCGCUUUUAUCGUUCUGUGUGCUCACCUAUUUUCCUGUGGAGCAUCAUCACAAUGGCGAUGACCCAGCUCCGUGUCAUUUUUUUCAUGGGUGCCAUGAAUAAGAUGUUGGAGUUCCUUGUUACCCAUGGUGACCCUAAUCGUGAUGAAUGGAAUAUAAAGAGAGAGAGUGUGUGUGUGUGUGUGUGUGUUAUAGUGAAUCUCUACUCGUCCAUCUUUGGCACUCUUCAGCUGCUCUGCCUGGUCUCCUGUCCUCUGAUUGGCUACAUCAUGGACUGGAGAAUGAAGGAGUGUGAGGACGUGGUGAAUUCAGCAGAGGGAGAAAAAAGUCCCUCUGAGCCUCCAAAAAGGGACAGAAAGAUCCAGAAACUCACCAACGCCAUCAGAGCUUUCAUCCUUACGAACACUCUGCUAGUCAUCUUCGGCAUCAUCUCUCUCAUAGACAAUCUACCCGUGCAGGUGGUGUCAUUUGUUCUUCACACUGCAGUUCGAGGUUUUAUUCACUCCUGCUGUGGUGGGCUCUACGCUGCUGUCUACCCAGCCAAUCACUUUGGCACUCUGACGGGCUUGCAGUCCAUGAUCAGUGCUGUGUUUGCCCUCCUACAACAACCACUCUUCAUGUGGAUGCUGGGACCAUUGAAGGGUGAUCCUUAUUGGAUCAACUUGGGCCUGCUUGUGUUCUCAUUGGUUGGAUUCCUGCUGCCGGGAUACCUCUUCUACCACCAGAGACAAAUUAUAAAGGAGAAGGCAGUGCUUCAUAGUCUGUCAAUGAGCCAGUCAGCGCAGGAGAGCAACAGCCUCAACCAAACAAAUGAUUCAGCAAAAUAUCAAACGAACGGGAACGUCUGAGGUGGAAAACAUUUAGGAUUGAGGUGUAUGUGAAUUAUACACCUGAUUUAUGAGUUAUUAUAUCAUGGCACUUCAGAAACGGAAUUAUCGGACUUCGUGUUCAGUCACUGUUGUUGAGUCUUGACAAAUAUAAAACAGUGUUAAAAACAAAGCAUCAGUCAAGGCUUCGACUGUGUGACUGGGCAGGAUGUAUUUUCAAGGCUUUUAUUAUCAAUCAGAAAAACAUUAUGCCAUGACCUACAAUAUAUAGUUUGCAGUUUUCUUCAAUUAUUAUUAUUGCAUUGACACUUUGAGAUGUCCAUUAAAAUGGUAGCAGAACCAGAGGUUAAAUAUGAUCAAAAACAUCGAAACGUCCUUCCGUGAAGCACCUCCUGCCUCGAAACUUUUGUUAGUCAGUAUGAAUCAAAAUUUGCUCUAUUUACUUUAAGAAAACCACAGUGUUAUUGUGCACAAUUAAUCAGUGCAUUUUAUACCAAAGACAAUCAUUUUGUGUUCAUAAUCUUUAAUCAAAACUUGAUCUAACUUGCUGAGAUAUUAUAAAAGGGAAACUUGACCUUCAGUCUCCAUGUCUCCAUCAAAAAGCCUCCUUGAAAGUCUAUGCCGGAGUUUUCAGGAGAGUAGCUCACAAAUGACUGUGAACUUGUAUUCUAUCAUGUUAUGAUCUUUAUUAUGAAUGUGCAGGACACAGACAUUUUCAAAUUCACUAGUAUGCGCAUUUAAAAAUGUUUAAACAAUGCUCGCCAUUUACGGAAUGUAGAGAAUGUAA